Plectropomus leopardus (leopard coralgrouper) is the source of this 395-nucleotide messenger RNA. The record is from RefSeq and is a predicted model, not a curated record. NCBI's taxonomy places the organism in Eukaryota, Metazoa, Chordata, Actinopteri, Perciformes, Serranidae.
UGAGGACACGGUGAGGCGCAGGAAUUGGCAAAGAGCAGCGAGUCCAAACAUUGCUCUUUACGGACGUUACAACUCCCCCUGACACAGGAGGAACAAGCAGUCAGCCACCUGUGCAUGAAGACCAGUCGAAGGCAGCUAUGUCUUCAGUGGUGGAUCUAAAGACCAAGGAGGAGAAGGAUGCAGAGUUGGACAGACGAAUUGAAGCUCUGAGGAAGAAGAACGAAGCUCUGGUCAAGAGGUAUCAGGAAAUAGAGGAAGACAAGAAGAAGGCAGAGCAGGAGGGCAUUGCCGUGACAACACCUCGGAAACCCCGCCCACACGAGCCGGAGACGGACAGGAGGAAGACAGAGAAAGAAAACUUCACCGUCACAGUCGACGUUUCUAAGCUGACAGGG